AAGCGCUACCGGAACCGGAAGCAUCGGGACUUAGGGGGGUGGGGCUGAAAAAUCAAAAAAAGCGCCGCGAAAGUUGGAGGCUGGUGCCGGCAGGGUGGUAGUGGCCCCCAGGUGGGGUUGUGCCGAGUGCCAAUGGACUCCACCGCCUGCCUGAAGUCCUUGCUCCUGACCAUCAGUCAGUAUAAAGCCGUUAAGUCGGAGGCGAAUGCCACCCAGCUUUUGCGGCACUUGGAGGUAAUUUCUGGGCAGAAGCUCACACGAUUGUUUACACCAAAUCAGAUACUACCAAGUGAAUGCUUGAGCUGCCUUGUGGAGCUACUUGAAGACCCAAGCAUAAGUGCACCACUGGUCUUAAGUAUCAUCAGCUUGCUGUCUCAACUAGCUGUAGACAAUGAAACCAGAGACUGUCUUCAGAACACAUACAACCUGAAUAGCGUGCUGGCAGGAAUGGUUUGUCGGGGCAGCACUUGCCAUGGUGAUUCAGUGUUUUUGCAGUGCAUUCAACUUCUACAAAGAUUAACAUAUAACAUCAAAAUUCUCCAUUCUGGUGCCAAUAUAGAUGAGUUAAUUACAUUCCUGAUAGAUCAUAUUCAGUCUCCUGAAGAUGAGUUAACAAUGCCUUGUCUAGGAUUAUUGGCAAAUCUUUGUCGACACAAUCUUUCUGUUCAAACAUACAUAAAGACUUUGAAUAAUGUGAAAUCUUUUUAUCGAACUCUUAUAAGCUUCCUGGCCCAUAGUAGUUUAACUGUGGUUGUGUUUGCACUUUCAAUAUUGUCCAGUUUGACAUUAAAUGAAGAGGUUGGGGAAAAGCUGUUCCAUGCUCGAAACAUUCAUCAGACUUUUCAGCUAAUAUUUAAUAUUCUCAUAAACGGUGAUGGCACACUUACUAGGAAGUAUUCAGUUGAUCUAUUGAUGGAUCUCCUUAAGAAUCCCAAAAUUGCUGAUUAUCUUACCAGGUAUGAGCACUUUUCUUCAUGUCUCAGUCAAGUAUUAGGUCUUCUUAAUGGAAAGGAUCCUGAUUCUUCUUCAAAGGUUUUAGAAUUACUUCUUGCCUUCUGUUCAGUGACUCAGCUGCGCCAUGUGCUCACUCAGAUGAUAUUUGAGCAGUCUCCAUCUGGCAACACCAUUCUGGGAAGCCGUUCUAAAUGUUUAGAUCCUACUGUGGCUCUACUUCGUUGGUCAAGCCAACCUCUGGAUGGAUCAGAAAACUGUUCUAUUUUAGCUUUGGACUUGUUCAAGGAAAUAUUUGAGGAUGUUGUAGAUACUGCUAACUGCUCCUCAGCUGACCGAUUUGUGACCCUUCUACUGCCUACAAUCCUUGAUCAACUUCAAUUCACAGAACAAAAUCUAAAUGAAGCUUUACUAAGAAAAAAAUGCGAAAGAAUGGUCAAGGCCACUGAAGUUUUGUUAACUCUGUGUGGAGAUGAUACUCUAAAAAUGCAUGUUGCAAAAAUUCUGACUACUGUCAAAUGUACCACUCUGAUAGAACAACAAUUUACAUAUGGCAAGAUUGAUCUGGGGUUUGGAACAAAGGUAGCAGAUUCUGAUUUGUGCAAACUUGCUGCUGAUGUAGUUUUGAAAACUCUUGAUUUGAUGAACAAGCUUAAACCAUUGGUUCCUGGCAUGGAAGUAAGCUUCUACAAAAUCCUGCAGGAUCCACGCCUGAUUACACCCUUGGCUUUUGCUUUAACAUCAGAUAAUAGAGAACAAGUACAGUGUGGAUUGGGAAUACUAUUGGAAGCUGCUCCACUGCCAGAUUUUCCUGCCUUAGUACUUGGAGAAAGCAUAGCAGCAAACAAUGCCUAUAGACAACAGGAAACAGAACACAUGCCCAGGAGAAUGCCCUUGCAAUCAUUAAAUCACAGUGUUCCAAGAUCGGUAAAAUGUUUAACUCCUCCACUUUUGAAAGCUAGAGUUCCUGGAUUGAACAUUGAGGAAUUAAUAGAGAAACUACAGGCUGGAAUGGUGGUAAAGGAUCAGAUUAAUGAUGUGAGAAUAUCUGACAUAAUGGAUGUAUAUGAAAUGAAACUGUCCACAUUAGCUUCCAAAGAAAGUAGGCUACAAGAUCUUUUGGAAGCAAAAGCUCUAGCCUUGGCCCAGGCUGAUCGACUGAUUGCUCAGUACCGCUGCCAAAGAACUCAAGCUGAGACCGAGGCACGGACACUUGCUGGUAUGUUGAGAGAAGUUGAGAGAAAAAAUGAAGAGCUUGGUGUGUUGCUGAAGGCACAACAGGUUGAAUCAGAAAGAGCCCAGAGUGAUAUUGAGCAUCUCUUCCAACAUAAUAGAAAAUUAGAGUCUGUGGCUGAAGAACAUGAAAUACUCACAAAAUCCUACAUGGAACUUGUUCAGAGGAAUGAAACCACCGAAAAGAAGAAUAAAGAUUUACAGAUCACAUGUGAUUCUCUAAAUAAACAAAUUGAGACAGUGAAAAAGUUGAAUGAGUCAUUCAAGCAACAAAAUGAAAAGACUAUUGCCCAAUUAAUAGAGAAAGAAGAACAGAGAAAAGAAGUACAGAACCAACUAGUAGACAGAGAAUGUAAGCUAGCAAAUAUGCAACAAAAAACAAAAGUACAAGAAGAAAAGAUUAAAGUUUUGCAAAAAGAAAGGGAAGAUAAGGAAGAAACCAUUGAUAUCCUUAGAAAAGAAUUAAACAGAACAGAACAGAUAAGAAAAGAAUUGAGCAUUAAGGCUUCCUCCCUAGAGGUUCAAAAGGCCCAAUUAGAAGGUCGUUUGGAAGAGAAGGAGUCGCUGGUGAAACUUCAGCAAGAGGAGUUGAACAAACACUCUCAUAUGAUCGCAAUGAUCCACAGUUUAAGUGGUGGGAAAAUAAGUCCAGAAACUGUGAAUCUCAGCAUAUAGAAGUUAUGUAUUUAUCUUCCUGGGGAGGUGUGGUAGAGAAGGUAAUUUGUGACCCCAGAACAGUAGUAGAUUAUUGUCUAAUUAUUAAUUUAGUAAAGAAUGUGAUCUGAUAAAUAUUUUUAUUUGGUCUUAAAAGUUUUACUUUCUGUUUCUGGCUUUUAUUGCUUAAAGCUAUCUUUCAUUCUUAUAUUAGAAUAUUUUUCUUGACCUCCAUUAUUGUUUUUGUAAAGUUUUUCCAUUUUCCUUCUGAUUUUUAAUUUAUUCUCAUUUGUAAUUAGAUUUUAAAUCAAACUUUCUUGAUUUAACAAUCCUAAAGAUUAAUAAAUUGAAAAUACAAUUACUAGUAUAAAAAGAGAAGGCAUGUUAUUGCCAGGGAAAUUUUUUUCUAAAUAGCACAAAAGAAAAUUCAGUGAAUUUAAAAUAAUUUUGUUACUGCAUUUAAAAUACAGUAUGAUAUAUGGUAUUAGUUCUAAAUUUGAAAAAAAUAUAAUGAAUAGUUACAAAAAUAAUGUAUGAAAAUUAGAAAAUAUCUGAUGUGUUAAAUGAAUACAUUGUCACAUAAAAAACACUAUAGUUUGUACAAUUAUGAAUAGCCUUAAUUUUUAAUCUUUUUAAAAUGUACUAUGUUGGUAUGCCCAUAUCAUUUCCAAUCAAUUAUGAAUUUCUUUUGAUUUACAUAAGGAUAACUUGGAUUCCACCCUUGCUACAUAUUCAGAAAUCUGUUAUUUGUUGUUGAUUCUAAUGUCAGUUGCAUUUAAUAUAUUGCCUUUCAUUGAAAUAGUUUUUAAUUUGGCCAUUUAAUUUUAAGGCAUAGUUUAAAUAUCCUUAUACAUUUAUUUCUUUAAUACAAAGGGAUUUUUUCAGUACUCUUCAUUUGAAUCAAAUGUUCUAAGUGGUGUUUAAAACAGAAGAGUUUUUAUAUCGGUAUUUUGGUUGAUUUUUAUUGCUACUUUUUAUAACCAUUAAUUUUGCUUAGUGUUUUCUUCCCUAUUUAUAUCUUCCUGUGACUUAAGUGAACUUAUAUUUACUUCUAUUUUUCAACCAUAAUAUACCUGAAAUUAUCUUUAGAAAUUAAAUAUAUUUUCAUAAUUUGCUAAUUACAUUAAGUGUCAAACUAUAAUAGUUUUACAUACUUGGAUACAUUUUGUAUAGUUCUGCAGAUUUUAAAAACAGCAUUGUACAGAGUAACACAUUUUAGAUUGUUGUUUUAUAAGGGGUACAUUCUGUUUCUCUCUUGAAAUUGCAUGCAGUUUCAAUUUUACAUGAAAAAGUGUUUAAAUGGAUAAAUAUGACUGAAGAAUAAAAGGCUUUGUAAAAUAAAAGAGAAAAUUCUAUAAAAUAAAUAAACCAGGGGUGCCUGGGUGGCUCAGUCAGUUAAGCAUCUGACUUUAGCUCAUGUCAUGAUCUCACAGUUCGUGAGUUCAAGCCCUGUGUCAGGCUCUGUGCUGACAGCUCAGAGCCUGGAGCCUGCCUCUCUGCCCCUCCCCCACUCAUGCUCUGUCUCUCUCUGCCUCUCAAAAAUAAAAGAAACAUAAUAAAAAAAUAAAUAAAAUAAAUAAACAAACCAAACCUCUAGGGAAAAUCAAACUAUCUUUACGCUUUAGACACUUUUAAGACACUGAGCCUAGCCCAGUACUGCCCAAUAGAACUUUUUAUAAUGAUGUAAAUGUUCUAUACACUGUCCAGUAUCAUAGCCUUUAGGCACAUGUGAUUGUUUUUAAAUUUUUUUUAAUGUUUAUUUUUGAGAGAGAGAGACAGAGCACAAAUGGAGGAGUGGCAGAGACAGAGGGAGAAAGAAUCUGAAGCAGGCUCCAGGCUCUGAGCUGUCAGCACAGAGCCCGACACGGGGCUCAAACUCCCAAACCAUGAGAUCAUGACCUGAGCCUAAGUUGGAAGCUUAACUGACUGAGCCACCCAAGUGCCCCUGCCACAUGUGAUUUUUGAGCACUUAAAAUAAGGGUAGUGCAACUGAAGAAUUAAAAUUUUAACUGCCAUACUGCUGGAUGGUUCAGAUCUAGUCCAUUUUUCCAAGUGUGCAUUUACUUAAGCCACUCAAUUUGCCUAUUCUUAAAGAUCUAUAUAGACAGAGAGUCCAUGUAUUUUUUAGUAACCUUUUUUUAACACAACAAUUUUAAUGAGUUAUUCCUUAUCUUUUUUCUCUAAAGAGAAAAAAUUGUACUUCAGCUUUAAAGGUGAAUACUAAUCAUCACCCACUUCAUUUCUUCUGUUUAUCCUAGUCUUUCUCUCUCUUGUAGCAUCUUUCAUAUUGUUGCUAUUAUUUUUCUUAACCUUAGUAUGUUAAGUACUUUUUCUCUUUUUUUUUUUUCUUUUUAGGUCCAUACCUCAGAUUAAAAUUGUGUGUGUGUGUGUGUGUGUGUGUGUGUGUGUGUGUGUGUGUGUGUUUUAAAAAAUUUUAGUUUAAGCAAGUUUGAGCCACUACCAGAGUUUUACAAAUGAUUUCUGUGUAUAUAUGACCACUUCAUAGUAGAGAAAAUAAAACUAAAUAAAUGCAUCCUUAUCAUAGAAUUACUCAAAUUCUCUUAAAAAAAUUUGCUAUGAAGAGUUUGUCCAAGUGUACAUUACACAGUUCUUUUUGCCAUUUACAUUUGCCACUUGAACAGAUAUGAGCUUCUCUUAAAAUUUGGCUGAUUGAAAUUUAUACUAAACUGCCUAAUGUCAGGGCAAAACCAAAUACUCAUUAAAACUUAAUCCUGUGUUUUGAGGGUAGAUUGUCAGAUUAAUGUCCUUUUAGUUGUUUCUACUUGUUAUAAAGACUAGUUAUUUAUGUUAAGGAUGUAAUGAGACUGUCUUAAGACUGUUGGUUAAAUGAAAAUGUUUGACUUUCAACUUCUACCCAAGGCUCAUGCACAGGUGUUAAAGUACGUCUAAUCAAGGUAUAUUCUCUAAAUCUCAUAACCUUAUUUUAACUUCUUUUCCUCUUUUCAAAUAGUUAUGAAUUGUGUUUACAGCCUUGCUUCUGAUUUACCUACUGAUGAAUCAAACACAUACCUUGUUUGUGACUUAAUUACUUUAUAGGAGUCAGCAAACAUUUUCUGUAAAGGACCAGAUAGUAUUUUAGGCUUUGUGAGACAUAUGGUCUCUAUCACAACUACCCAGUUCUGUGACUGUAGCAAGAAAGCAGCCAUAGACAGCAGGUAAAUAAAUAGGCAUUUAGAAUAGGCAUAUAGAACUGUGUUCUAAUAAAACUUUACUUACAAAACUGUCAAAACUUUGCUAUUGUGUCUCUUUAUCUUUGGUAAACUUAGGCUUAAGGUCUGAGGUCUAUUUUAUUUGAUAUGAAUAUAGCCACUCCACCCUUUUAAUGUUUUCUGUUGGUCUGGUAUAUGUUUUUGUAUCCAUUUACUUUUAACCUGUAUCAUUAUAUAUAAAACUUAUGAUUGUAGACAAUA
Messenger RNA from Acinonyx jubatus (cheetah), 6269 nucleotides. RefSeq names its product cellular inhibitor of PP2A (gene CIP2A). Bases 133 to 2859 code for a protein of 908 amino acids. The transcript has 21 exons. The record is from RefSeq and is a predicted model, not a curated record. NCBI's taxonomy places the organism in Eukaryota, Metazoa, Chordata, Mammalia, Carnivora, Felidae.